Ziziphus jujuba (common jujube) is the source of this 2194-nucleotide messenger RNA. RefSeq lists its product as uncharacterized. The coding region runs from base 429 to 1682 and encodes 417 amino acids. The transcript has a single exon. The record is from RefSeq and is a predicted model, not a curated record. Lineage: Eukaryota; Viridiplantae; Streptophyta; Magnoliopsida; Rosales; Rhamnaceae.
UCAAUCUGCAAUUUUUGCCGAAUAUCAAAACCCAACACAUACAAAAUAAAUAACAAUCAAAACUAGUCCCCCUUUCUCUGCUUCUCUCCAUACACCGUUGAUCGGUUUGGUAAUGAAUUUAGUUCCUUUAUUCCAAGCCAUGAUUCGCUAACAUCAACAUAAAGUUGGCGAACCAAAACACACCACCGAUCUGUGUUAUUUAAGAUAUGGAGGUUCAGAGAAUGAGACAUUUGAUGUUAUUGUGGUCUAGAACGCAAACCACUCGUGUUGCCCUCGUGGGUGGGAAUCACACCGCCGCAAGGUUUUGCACUCGCUAGGCUUCUUUUCCCUUAUUAUCUCCUCCUUCCCUCUCUUCUCUCUGACUAUAAAGUCCAAUUUCUUAUCCCUCUCUUUCAAUCUUCUUCAUCGCCCCGAUCACCUUAUGUACAAUGGCCGUCCAAGUUGUUCAGAGUUUUCAAACCAAACCCAACAAAAAAUUCAAGCACUUGAACGGUGGUGAUGAUCUUGAUCUUUAUUUGUAUCCAGAAGCUCGGUAUUUGAUUGUGAGGCUUCCGAAUUCUAGAGUUUCGAAGCUUCUUGCUCGUUCUAUGUUUCUAGCAUUGUUUAUUGUUACUUUCCACUGGAUUUUACCGUCAAAUAUUCCUCCUGGUCUUGUCUCCGCAGCGGCCGAGAGUGAGAGCGCUCAAGUCGGUACUAAUGUCGUCGACGCCAUUAACAUGGAAAUUUUGUCUUUGUUCUUCCGUGAUUUGAAAAACGAAGGAAUAUUCAAAGCUGGAAAAAAUGCUGCGUUUAUGAGCAGUAGAAUCGACCAAACCAUUUUCAGCUUAAAUAUCAUAAACGACAAUAAGAUUAAGAUUAUAUCUUCUCAGGAUUCCAACAGACAGAACUCCAUCCCAAACGAUACCUUCGACUUCGUCUUUGUUUCCAUGUUCGCAGGAAACUCAGAAUUCAUAGAUCGAACGCUUAAAGUUGGCGGCAUUGUAGCGCUUCAUCUCAGCAAAAACCCUUCAACCUGGUUCCAAAAACCCUCCAAUUACAAAAUCGUCUACUUCAGACGAUUCGACUCCACUGUCAUGGCCAUGAGGAAAACCAGCCACGCGGAGAAUGGUUCAGCAACGCAGAGGCGACUCUGCGAGUAUGCUAAGGAGGCUAAGAAGGCAGCACUCAACAAACUAGAAGAUGUUCUGCUGGAACCACCUCGAGCCGCAUCGGGAAAGUCCAGGAGAUAUUUGAAGAAAACAAGGUACCUCCCGGAUUUGAUGGGCGAUUCAUUGGAAAGCUACCCUCGCCGGGUGUUCAUUGACGUGGGUUUGCCGGAAAAUGAUGGCGGCAGUGACUCGGGAUGGUUUGCGAAGAAUUAUCCAACAAGGAAUAAGGACUUUGAGAUAUACAAGAUCGAGUCGGUGACGGAGGAAUCUUCGGGGAAGGAAGCAGCGCAAAUCGGGAUGUCGGAGUGGUUGCAAAGGAACGUAAAGGAAGAAGAGUACGUGGUGAUGAAGUCGGAUGCAGAAGUUGUGGAGGAGAUGGUAAAGAGCGAGACGAUAAGGUUGGUGGAUGAGCUUUUCCUGGAAUGCAAACCUCAGGGGAAAGCAAACAGUAGCAGGAGGGCUUACUGGGAAUGUUUGGCACUCUAUGGACAGCUUAGAGAUGAAGGUGUUGCGGUGCACCAGUGGUGGGGUUGAGAGGGACCAGAGAGAGAAAGAAUUGAAAGAUUUCGUAUCCAAAGGAAGCCAGGGAGUGACCUUUUUUUUUUUUGUUGGUAGCAAUUUUUUAUUUUUUUUAUUUUUAUUUUUUUGUUUUUGGGUUUUGUGUGAAUGCUGAUUAAGUAUGCCAGUUUGGGCGCUAGCUUUUGAUGUUUUAUUGUGGUAACGGGGAACAAGAAGAAGAAGAAGAAGAAGAAGAAGAAACUGUUUCAGAACAGUUACUAAACGAAAGGAUUUGGUUAAAAAAAUUGACAGUGAUGGUGAUAAUGAUAAUGAAAAUGAUCAUCAUCAUGAUCCGAUUCAUCAAAGGAUGAAUUGCAUCAUGAUACGAUUCAUCAAAGGAUGGAUUGAAGGAGAGGGUGUUCAUCAGCUUGUUACAGAGGAUAAUUGAUUGAUGGUUGCCAUAUAUAGUACUUUUGUUAUCCUUUCUUGCGAAAUUUGUAUAAUGCUGCAUAUACACGCAUGAAUCUGGGCUAAUUUAUCUAUUCAAA